This is a messenger RNA of Stegodyphus dumicola, 13584 nucleotides long. RefSeq names its product RNA-binding protein Musashi homolog Rbp6-like. Gene Ontology annotation, biological process: regulation of translation. Gene Ontology annotation, cellular component: cytoplasm. Gene Ontology annotation, molecular function: mRNA binding. NCBI's taxonomy places the organism in Eukaryota, Metazoa, Arthropoda, Arachnida, Araneae, Eresidae. The record is from RefSeq and is a predicted model, not a curated record.
GGGUUCGUAACAUUUGAAAAUGAAGACGUCGUUGACAAGGUCUGUGAAAUCCAUUUUCACGAAAUCAAUAAUAAAAUGGUGGAAUGCAAGAAGGCCCAGCCCAAGGAGGUGAUGAUGCCCAGUAAUGUUGCGCGCGGACGGGGAGCAGGUAGGGCUACGUACGACAUUGUGUGGCCCCUGGGAGCGCUGACUGAUGGUAAUGAUGGGAUGCUUUGUGUCCCUCUUACUACAGCUUCACGAACAGCUGGCUUUGCAGCUUACAGCUAUGGCCGCGGAGGCUUUCCAGGUUAUCCAAGCUUCAGUUAUCCUUUUGCAGUGGAGCUGAAUGGUCAACAGACGUCUCCGCCUCUACUAACUCAAGCACUUUCAGUGAUCAAUAACUAUGGGCCGCAAAGCUUCGCCCAGCCGACGUCACCGGCCAAUAGCCGUGGUUUCCCGGCUACCAACAGCCCUGGACCCAUCGACCUCUAUACCUCUGGUCAGGACAGUGUCGGCUAUGUGCAGGCCACCAGCCCCCAACCCACGGGCUUCCCACCUAUUGCUGUAAGUAGGAUUGGAAUGCGCUUUCACUCAGGUAUGGAGGAAGAGGAUAAACGAACUGUGUAUGGACAGCCUUGUGUUCUACAGCAAGUGGCACCAGUUCUCGCUUCCCUUUCCUUGGAUUUGGUGCCCGAAAGAGCGCACUUAAUUUGUGGUUGAUUAUUAUUCUUACUCUAACUCACUCCUCCACCAAAGCAUUACUAUUAUUAUUAUUAUUGCUCUUUACAAAGAAACAUUUUCACGUGGUCAACACUUAAACUGAUUUCGUUGGGGUUUUUCUUUCAUUUUGUGAGUGUUUUCUAUAAUUUGUUUGUUCGUGGACUAACUGAACAUGAUAGCUGCUUGGAACUCGUGGGAGUUUUUCUACCUUGAAGUGAAAAUAAGCAGCUCGUUUUGUUUCUCCUCCCAAAGACAAUUAUUACUAUAUUGUGUGCUUCUUAUUAUACACAUAUAUAUUGACAUUAUAUAUACACACACCCCAGAUGAACUGCAGCAUUUAAACUAUCAAGAAUUGCAAAUCUAUAUAUUAUAAGAAUAGCUCGACGUUGUAAUUGUUAAAUGUAAUGUGUUCCAAAGACGACUCUCAGUUACUAUAAUAAUGAAAUAAUAUUGAACUUUGGCUGUUGAAUCUACCAUCACAGUUAUAUUUGUGUUAUCACUGCUUAAUCUAUUGAAGAAUGUAUCGCAUUUACUUGGGUUUUUUUUUAAAGAAAAUCCAGUCGUAAUUAAAGGAAACCAGAGGCCUUCAGCAUUGCAAAUAACAACGAAUUCCAGCAGCACAUACUGUUACUUAUUUAUUACUAAUAUCACAGGCACUUACUUAGAAAGCUCAGAAGGUAGCUUUUUUCUUUUUUGCAGCAAAUGAAGUAUAGAGUCAUUUUAUGUCAUUUCUUUUAUUAUGUGUAUUGUUAAAGGUGUUUUGUAUUUUAUAUUGGCCAGGUUUCAUACCUGGUCACAUAUUUAGCCAAGUGUAUUUCAUUUGAAUGAAAUUCAUUUUUAGCGUAAAUGAUUUAUUAUGAAAAUUUUCCUGUACCAAGUUUAUUUCUUAAACAUGUUUUUAUAUAUGAUCUGCAAAUGUGCAAUAAAUUUAUUGCUGAAAUGUAUGUUAAUUUUGCUUUAUGCAUAUGUAUGGCAUCUAAACAAGUGGCCAUUUUAAAAGUAAAUAAAAUACAUUUGUGCUCUUAUUUUAGACAAAUUUAAUUUGCUUGAAUGUUAGAUUAAAUUUAGUAUGCUUACAGAUACUUAGUUACUAUAAAUGCUUAUAUAUUUAAAGACAUUUAUAAGAAACGGUUUUACAUUAUACUAAUUAAUUAGUUUAAUUAUUAGUUAUUUUGAAUUUCCAGAGUACCUAAUUUAUAAUAUUAAAAAUUCUCCUUCCACUUCUCAGAGUAUAUAUUUAUUUACCUGAUGUACAAAUUACAUAGUACAAAAAUAAUUUCUCCAUCACUCUUCCAUUAGUUUUCACAAAAGAAAGAAAAAUUGUGAAGAUGAUAUAUAUAUUCUAUUACUAAUUAUGAAAAAUGAUUAUCUGAACAUAUCUUAAAAAGCUAAUAUAUAACUCAUAGUCAUUAACAAGUAGUAGUAAUAUGAGCAUGUAAGAAUAACUUAACAAGGAAGAGAUAUUUUUUAACUGAUUUUAAUCUGAUAGAAUGAUUAAAUUUAAAAUAUUUCCUCAAAGGAGUUAUAUAUUGUUUACUAAGAUAAUAGCUAUAUAAGAAAAAUUUUAAAUGUGUAAAAUAUGAACAGAAAAUAAAUAAAAUGAUGCAAAUUAUAUAUUAGUAGUAAAAAGUAAUUUUCAAUUGCUGGUUAUUUUUCAAAUAUUGAUUUUAUUUGAUGAUAAGAGAUUAAUUUUAUGGAAAACAAUGAGUCUUAUUUCAGUUUCUUGUGUAGCACCGGGAAACAUAUUCUGACUCUAAUGAAAUGCCUUAGUUAUUUGUAAUUUACUUUUCAAUUUCCAUUUUUCUUCUGUUUGAUAAGUGAUGAAGCAUCUGACACUUUUGUAACUGUGAACAAUGCAUCUUAUUACUGUUAGGUUUUUAAAUAUAUAUAAAUAAUACCAAUAGUAUUAUGAUUAUUUUAAAUGAGCAAUAAAUUUUGUGCUUGAGAAUCAGAAAGGUAUAUAUAUAUCUCUGAAAAUAUUUUAAAGUGAUGUACGACUUGCUUUGGCCUUUGUAUUGUUCUAAAUAACUUAUUUUGUGCUAAAUGUAUAUUUUUUGUGAUUUAUUCUCGAGCAUGGAGCUUCCUUUUGCCUUUGAUGUCUUGUGUUGAAAUAUUACAUUAUGUUAGUUCCCUAAACUGGCAAUAAUUUAAGUAUUUAAGAUAACUUAUUUGUGUAAAAAAUAUCUUUGUAUUUAAAAAAAGUUCCUUAAUAAUAAAUUAGAUGUGUUUAGUUUAUUUUAGUCUCAUUAUCCAAAAUUAUUUGGAUUUAGAUUAGAAGAUUUAAUGUGGUCUUUUUCGUUCCCAAUUUUGACUGUUGCCUACUCUAAGCUUUGUUGCAAGUACUUUGAUACUUUUAUGAAUGAAUAAUUAUGAUGACCAAAAUUUAUAUUUGCAUGACAUAUUUUACAAUAUUGGACCUGAGAAAUUUUUGAUAGAAGAUUAAUAACUAUUUAUAUGCAGAAUGCAAAACCUAAAACAAACAUAUAGUUUUUAAUGAUAUUAACUAAUUGAUUCUUGCAUACAUUAUAGGACCUGUUAUUAUUGGAUCAGAAACAAGUACUGUAGUUUUUCAAAUGCUACGUUUUUCAGCGCAUUUAUGAUGCAGCAGAUCCAUUGUGAAAUAAUUAAAAUUUUCAAAUUUUGUGCAAACUGUUUUGUUAAACGAGCAUUUUUUUUAAUCCUAUGCAUAAUCCAAAAUAUUUGUGAAUGUACGUGAAAUUUUUGAGUUACUGAACAUGCUUUAUACGAAUUAACUUGUAAUAUUAUUUUAAUGUAAAUGUUGCUCUACAUUUUCAUUAACAUUUCAAUGUGCAUGAAUGAACACUAACAUUUUUUUGUUUUAGUUUUUGCAUACUGCCUUUAACUGAAACAAUAUCACGGAUGCAAUCUUGAAAUGCUAUUUUCUCUUUUUAUAGCUAUAGCAUAGUUCAUCUUAUAUGGGCUUCCUAAUGUGUAACUAAAACAUAUUAUCAGCUGAGAGACACAUUUUUGCUUCUUUUAUGUGACAUGUAUGACCACAUUUCUGUUCAUUUAAGCUUAAAAAUGUUGUUUUAUUCAGGUUAUUGUAUUUUACAUUAUUAUUAUUAUUAUUAUUAUUAUUUAUUUGUUUAUUUUCAGUUACAUUGUUUUUUAAGCAAACACUGAGUAUUGCAAUCUCUCACAAAUCUGAGGUUAGUGAAAAAAAUAUUAUGGUUUUAAACUACACUUAAACAGAAAAAAUGUAAGUUUCAAAAUAAAAUUAGUAUAAUUAACUAAUUUAUAAAUCAAAUAGAUGUCUUAUAUAUUUUACACAGAAAUAAACUAAAGUUUCUAUUUUUAGUACUGAAGAGGCAUUCUACUUUGAUUAAAGAAUUUUCAAACUUGUAUACUAUUGAUUUUGCAUAACUCUCUUCAUGUAUCCCUUAAAAAUUUUAAAAAAAAAAAAAAACUUGAUAUCUCCAAGUUUCUAUAAAUUUAUAAUCUAAUUCAUGAUAUAAUCUCAUUUCAAUGUGUAUUAAAUCUUAAACAUAAUUUUUUAUCAAAAUUCUAAAUUCUGAAAAAAAAAAAAUCAGAAUAAAUGGAAUGAACAUUUUGUUUUUAAAAAUCAGUAAGUGUUAAAAAUGAGUUUCCAUUCACAUAAAUCAAAGAGAGACAUUUCCAGAAGACGCAAAUAUUUUUUUAAAAGAGAGGUAAUAGUGAGCAUAGUAAAAUAUUUCAGCUACAUUUUCAGUGUAAUGAAGUAAUUUAAAUUACUUUCUAAUAUGCAUAAAAAAGCAAUAUCGCUUUGCUUAGAUAAUAAAUUCAGGGCUGUUUGAAAUCCUUAAAUUUACAACGUACAACAAAAUAAUUAUUGUUUAGUAAUGUUGGAUAAGGAUUUUAAUAUGAACAGCCUAAGAAGACAUAGAUGCUAUUUCGUAAUUUUUUAAUUCAAGUAAUGGGAUAAUUUUCUUAUUACAAGUUAUGUGGUGUUUAUAACUAUUUUUAGUUAUAUGUAGAAUUACAUUAAAUUAAUUAAAAUUAUUUUACUUCACAAUUACGACUAGCAAAACCACAUAUGGUGAGAGAUUGCUAAAAUUAAAUAUUUUUCUUAUAUUCAUAUUCUAGUAUUAGUAUAUAACCCCAAACCAGUAUAUAAUUCAGUAUAAUCCAGUAUAUAACCCAAAGCAACAUCAGUGAGGCUACCAAUAAGCCUGCUUUGUAAAUCUAUAUAAGUACUAUUCUCAUGAUUCCUCAUAUAGUUAGAAGCAUGGAAAUAUAAAUAAAAACUCAAAUGAAUAUUUUUGGCUACCUAUCUCUGUGAUUGGAUUCAUCUUAGAUUUGCAUGUUUGAAAUUUGUCCAAAUCCUUUUGCAAUGCCUACUUAUUUUUGUAUAUUAUUAUCUUUCAUUUUCUUGCAUUUUGGUGUCUCAUGUUAAAGCAAUACCAGUGCACAAGCCAUACAGGUGUGGAACUGUAUUUUUUUGCAUAGUCUUGAUUUUUUAUUGCAUUGAUGUGUAAAAAGGCAUUUAUAAUCUUGCUUGCAAUAUGCUUAUGAACUGGGAUACUUAUAAGCAAUUUCAUUCAAUGCAGUUUUGUGAUGGUCACUUCAAAUUUAUACCUUCAAAGAUUGAACUUAAUCCACCUUUCAAAGUGCAUAUGAAUUCGUUCUAUUUUACAUGAAGGCCACUAAGAUUCUCAGCCUAUUUGUUGUAGUUAAAUAAAUAAAAAAUUGUAUCUUUAAAUUUUGGAAUUGAAUAUGAGCAAGUUUUCUUGCUUUAUUACCCAAAAUUUCAUUUCUAAAUUCUUAAACAAUGCUGUAGAGCUCUGAUACUUUAGAUUCUGUGGGAUAUUUGACAAAAACUUAAAAUUUGUGCUGUUCUGUUUACAGUUCCCACACCUCUGUUGAUUUACUUUUGAAUACAUUUUAUGUAAUUAAUGUCAGAGACUUUUGAUAAAUUUAAUAUUUGUGCAUUGGAUGUAUUUUAUGACAACGAUGUGUAUUUAGAUUGCAAGAAAUUUUAAUUUUUGAACUCUCAUUUUUUUUUCUUUGUUAAUUGUUCAUAGUAAAAAAAAGUUGACCAGAACUGUGUUCUUUGCCUCAACAACAUUCCUUUUAUUCUCUAAUGUAUCUUUUGUAUAUUCACGAUAUAUAUGAUUUGAGUACUCACAGAUCAUUAAAUAAUAUACCUUAAUUUCUCGAAAAUAAUAUUUUUUUAAUCAUGUUCCUGCUUCAGGUCUAAUUGAUUCAUUCAUCUGAAGGUGCAAUUGAAAACAAUUUAAAGAAAUCUGUUUAUAGAAACAUUUAAUGUAUGAACCGCAACUGUUGGCCGGGAAAGCCCAUAUUUCAGUUUUAUAAACUUGACCUCUAAAUUUAUUUAAAAUCCAAAUUGCUUUUCUGUAUAGAUUUCAAAUGCCAUCUUGAACUUUUAUUCAUCAAAAUAAAAGAAAAAGAAGUGAUAAAUUUAUAUGAAAUUAUUCUCAUUCAAAUAGUCCAAAUUUUUUUUUUUUUUAGUUCCUCAAUUAACUGCAAUUCAAAACUUGAUAUACAUCAGAGUUUUUAUGAUUGAUGCAAUUUUCCAUAGCACAGUGCACUUAAAAGUGCAGUAAGAAAACUCCCACUUGUCAUGCAAAUGUAAAGUUAUUUGCAAAGUAGUUUACACUGUAUGAGUCAAAUCCAUUUUCUGGUCAACUUCUGUAGCAAAUUGUGAGCCUGUUUCAUUCAGCUCUCAUUUUUCAACUUCGCAGCAAUAAUCUUUAUGGAUGAUAUGUAGCUUGUGACAUUAGAAUGUAUUUAAACUUGCUUUAUGUGCUACAAAGUUUACACAAGUGAAAGGGUCACUUUGGAAGAUAAGUGUCGCUUGUCAAAAUGUUUUUACCUUAUAUUAAAAAGUUUACUAAAUGCGUAUAUAUAUAUACAUAUACAUAACUAUGUAUUUUGUGGUUGGUUAUUUUCUGAUCAUGUCAUGUGUGUUACAAAGUUUAUUAUGCAUUUGGUCAGCCUAAUGUUGUUUCGUGUUUUCUUCCGAGAUGACUCCCAUUUUGUGAAUCAUCACUGGAAGCUUGAAUUCCAUGAUAAUCUCCACCUUCCCCCAUCCCAAUUCCCGAGUUAUUGGCACCCAAAAAAUCUUCUCGAGGCAAUACUAAAUAUAGUAAAAGUUUCUCUGCCGCAAUUUUGCUGCGAUAUUGUGAAAAAUCCCUCAGUGCAGUAGCAUCUGAGCUACAGGGGAUUACACCUUGUAUGUGUAACAUGUGACACUUCAAGUAGAUUUUAGAAAACAUUUAGAUUUAUAGGUUGGAAAAGGCUAGCUGGAAAACCGGAAAAAAUCACCUUCGUAAGCAGAGCAAUAGAAAUUCCCUGUUGUUUUUGUGAUGUGUACAGUUGUUAUUGAAAAAGAAAAAUCAGAGCUGUUUCAUAUUUGUUAUACUUUAUAUAUAUAUAAAUAUUAUAAAUAUAAUUAUAUAUAUAUAUAUAUAUACAUACAUACAUACAUACCUUGCUGUGUGUGGCGCAAAUAUAUCGCCCACCUUGAAUAAUUAAUUUAAUGCUUUGGCGCUUAUUCAUCGCUUCCGUUAUGUGUUUAUUUUAUUUUAUUUAUUUUUCAAAUAUCGCCCUUUAGAGAUUACAGAAUGUAAAAGCACAAAUAUAAUAUGAAGAUGCUAAAAAAACUCUAAAUUUUCAUCUAGAAGUCAGUUACUGUACAUAUAUUGCAUAACCAACUAGAUUUUAGGACGCUAUUUAAAAAGGACUGUUUAAAAAAAAAAAAUUGUGCAGCUUCAUUUCUGCCAGCAUUCCAUCUGGCGCCAUCUAUGAGCAAUACAUCUAACGAGCCACGACAUAACCAAUGCCUUGGGAAAAACGCUGCUAUCAGGCAACAAAGUGCUAUUUCUUUUACGUGAUAUAUUCGUGUAUAUACAUACAUAUAUCUCGUAGCUUUUUUUGACCCUGCCUGUCUGUAGAAAAAUCUGAAAAUAUUAAAAAAUAACUCCCCCCAAAAAUAAUUUCACUUCUAUGAUAUGCACUAAACUUUUGCCUUUAUUAUCGGAGCUGCGCAAAAAUUUGAACUCUUAAACACAUUAGAAUUUAGCAUAGUACUGCAAAUAAGUUGGGUAGUUUAUAGUUGAAAAAGUUCACCUUCCUUGCCAAUAUUUGGAUAAAUUUUAUGAGUCUGAGAGAGUAAGUAUCCAAAGAUUUUACCUUCUUCUUUUACUUCCAUUUUAUAAAAGGUCUUUUAACAUAGUAUUUAAUCAUGCAGAUUCAGUAAAAUCAUUUUUUAACAUCCAAAAUUAUGCUUCCUGUCUUUUAUUUUGGUAAAAAACUAUAAUGAAAAUUAUAAAAGGAAAAAUUUUAAUUUUUGUUAUUUUGGUAUAUUUUUCACUUAAUUCUGUGUUUCUAUCCAAUAUCAGUCGCUUCUAUUACUACAGAUGAAACUGGCGUUUCCUUCAAUUCUGACGUGAGAGCUAAUUUUAACAUUAUGGCGAGGAUACACACGUUUAGAUGCGUGGACUGUGAAAACUUCUAUUUUGACGCAGCGCAUUUUGCAGCACUUGCUUCAAAACAACAUCUGGAAUUUUUUUAAUAAUAUUAAUAUAAAUAGAUGUAAAUAGAAAUUUUUACGCCAAAAGUUUGGACAUGGAGAAGAAGUUAUGUUUCGGAAAAUAUUAGAAUAUAAUAUUUAUUCUGUUUACAAAAGUAAAAGUACAGAGAUUUCACGGCUCUUAACAACAUAAUGAUCUGUAUAAGCUCCAAAUUAGUCAAUGUUUUAUUAAACAUGGCGAAUUUACGUUCCAUUGCUGAUUUAACUACUAUACAAUUAGAAAAAAAGAGGAUCCUUACGAAACGAACUCUACAGAAUCUUUAAAAUAGAGACAUGCAGCAUAUUUUACAUUACUUAAAAUAUAGUUUAAUUAAAAUAAUAUUAAAAAUCCCCCCAUAAAAUGUAGUAUAUUAUUAUUAAGAAUAAUAAUAAAAAUCAUGUUGAUAUUCUUACGUAGAGAAAAAACAUGGCGAAUACCACCUAGAACUUUAACGUUAUUAAAUUCGAACUCAGCUUGUUAACCCAUGCAGUCUAAAAGCUCAUGGAAUACAUUCCAGCUGCUCAUUUUCAUUCUUUCUAAUUGCUCUUCCUUUAACAACACUUGAACACACUACAUUGGUUCAUAGCAUCUUGGUUUGAGGCAAAUCCUGUAAUCUUAAUUAUUCCUGUACUUUUAAAUCAUUUCCUCAGGCUUUCUUUGUUUACGUUUGUAAACCCUGAAUGGCUGAAAUAAUUUUAACAGACUGUUAUCUCGCCAUCGAUAGGUCUGUCUUCUGUGCAGUAUCAGAAAAGACCCCUCCCUCCCCACCGACCGAAUUAGCUGCUUAAGUUAAGCUCUAACUAUGGAAUUUAUUGUAUGUGAGAUUUUCCCCAGUUUUCAAUUUUCUUUAAAAAAGAAGAUUCUUUCUUCUUUCAGAAGAUUCGCAGAUUUUUUUUAUGGAAUCAGAAGAUUCUUUCCCUUCUUCCCAUUUUCGUUAAGUAACCGUCGUCGAAUAUUAUCCUAAAUUUUUGAAACGAUGUGUUAGUUAUUUGUAAAAGAUAUAAUUUGACCUUAGAGGAUUCGAGACUUUCCAUGAGACACGUAUGUUAGAAUGGUUUACUAAUUAAAUUGUUUGAUUUCGUUUCGUAUUGUCAUGGCAUUAUCAUCAUUUGCACACGUGUACCUAUAAAUUAAUACUAUUUAAAUUAUUUCAGAUUUUUCAAGAGGAACAAAUAAUACUUUUAACAAUUCUUUUAUCCGCACAUAUUCCUAACUGGAAUUCGGUAUCAGAAACAGUAAGUAGUAUAGGUGCAGCUUUAUCGCCCACCAAGAGCUUGUAAACAUCGAUACGAAACAUGUAUCAUUAUAAAGUAUAUUAUAUAAAUUUGCUUAUCAACGAUGUUAUUAAAAUUUUUAAGAAUGAGAAAUUUCGUGUGAAAAAUAAUUUUUUGUAAUCGUGUGUUAUGCUUUAGACGUCCUAAUUGAGAAAGUUUUUUCUGUGGUAAUUCUAUCUUAAUGGUUUAACUAAUAUCAGGUAAAUAUUCUUAUUUUUUCUCGUUCUUCUGAACUGAGCAUUUACCAUUUCAUCUGGCAUUCGACAUUUCACUCAAAAGUGCCUCACAAGUUAUAGAAUUUUUGAUGAUGUACUGCCUGCUUAAUGAAGACAGUUUUGCAUAAACUGCGUUAGUUUGUAAAAUCAUGAAAUUCUAGCACCGUGUUCGUCAUUCAGAUUAUCGCUUUAAAACAGACUUUUUUGCGUGGCUCCGAAAGUUGCUGUCUCUUUAGCUCUUCGUUUGUGUGUCUGUGUAUGUGAUAUCGUAGCUCUUCGUUUUUGUAUAUGUAUGUUUGUAUGUCUGUUUUCAAAUGUACGUAUGUGUUUGUUAAAAACUUCAAACCCAGGAAGGUCGCAUUGUGAUUUGUAAAAGGUGAUCUGAACAAAAGAAAAGAAAUUCCUCCCCUCAAAAUAUUGGGAAAAUCGCAUUUCUUCUAAUUGAUUAUGCUGAUAUAUAGAAGAUUUGUGUAAACUCUAAAACGACCUUGAAAGAUAAAAGUUUUCCAAAAUUUUCAAUUGUAAUGUGUAACUGUGAUAAAUCAUACUUUUGAUUAUAAAACUAAAAAUGAACUUCUUGUGCUGUUCGCCAUUCUGAAAUUAUAGAACAAAAAUUUUCCAUUGCUUUCUUUUAUACAGGGGACAAAAUUCAACAUAAAUUAUGAAACUGCACGUAUGGUAACCACUUUACUCUGGCACUUUUGUUCUUUUUUCCACUUUACUCUUUUUGUUUGUUAAUGUUCUGAAGUCUUCGAAAUGUAUUUUGGAUUUAUUAGAUGAUUUACUGGGAAUAUUUCUUCGAUGAACAACCUUUUUUUUUUCGCUCUUUUUAGAACAAUUACUCCUAAAAAUUGAAACUUAAUGAGAGUUUUGUCUAUUCUAAAAUACGGGUAAAAUGAUCUUUCAUUUCUCAUGUAGUACUUACUCUGUUACUUUUAUCUGCUAGAGUUGGCAACUGUCUGUCUCAAUAUUAAAACUCUUCGGUAUGAUCCAAAAUCAAACAUGUGCAAAUUAUAACAGGGAAAGAUUUCAUUCAAAUUCAAUAAUAAUUGCGAAAGUUCAAAGCAAAGUAACUUAUUAAAAAUAAAUUUUAUUUCCUAAUGGUUUUGCAAUCUAUUUCAGAUUAAAAGACGAAAAUUAAUUGUGUGUAAAAGAAACAAUACGUUAGCAUUAAGUUUUAUUUAAAACAACUCUGCAAUAAGUUAACACAUUAAAAGGUAUUGUGUUUAAGAAGGCACCAAAUUUGUCUGCAUUACGAUUGACACAUCUGAAGCAUGCAACCAUUUGAAAAGCGCAAAACAAUAAAGCCUCGUAUAUGAAUUUAUUUUUCAGGCAUUUAUUAUUUCGCAGUUAAGUACAAUCAAUCACAUCUGUUAGAUUUGAUAAGUUUUUAAUACAUUUUUAGAUCAGUUUGAGUAUGUAUGAUGAAAUUCACCUAAAAUUAGCUGACAGCAACUCUGCAAGAAGGAACAGUUUUUAAUCAGUUCACUCACUAGUCUUGUGAAAUCAUAAAUUUUAGAACUUAUACAACUUCCUUUAUUUCAGUGGAUCAGAAAUUAUAUUCACGUAAUUUUUAGGUGCACCCUCAAUAGCAAGUUUGCCAUUUGAGUCGUGAGAGUAUGAUUCUAUUUUUUAGUUUACGCAAGUACUGCAAGUUUAGAAAACUCACGCUUUCAACACAAGAAUAGUACUAAUGUGUUUGCAAAUUUGAAAUUACUUUGCACUUGUAGAUUGCGCAAUUUUGUAAUUCUGCUGCAAUAUUUAGCUGUACUGUACACAUCUUUCAAACACUUGAAGCGGUACUUGUUGCUACUCUUUGUAGUCUGUACGAAAUUGUGGCAAAGCUUACUCAAUCAUGCAUACAUAUACAUACAUAUAUAUAUAUAUACCUAUAUAUACAUUAUAUAUAUAUAUACACACAUGUGUGUACAAUCACUUGUUCAUUGUAUUAUCAACGUGCAGAAUGCUUUGUGUACAGAUAGUUUGUAACUUCUCUUUUUAUAAUUUAUACAGAGCCUUUCGUUUGUGCAUUUAAGAGCGGUAAUAUAUAAAAUGUGUUCACUUGUUUUUAACUCUUUAAAAAUGAGUCAUUUUUAGUUUGUAUGAAUGCCUACUUAUGCAGUUAUGUUGUUCAUAUUUUUUGAUGGAUACAUCAUUUUUAAAGGAUGUAUAUGUAUAAAUUUCUUAUUUUUUGGAAACCAAGUCUUUUGUCAACUAGAAAUCUACGGCAGCAUAGGAAGAUUUCGAUUGGUAUAGUAUCAACCGGGGAAGGAUUUUUUAUAUUAUAUUUUAAGCUCUUCGCUUUCGAAUGACAUUUAAUAUUACCUCGAUUUCUUGUGAUAAAACACUUUUGAAAGAAAAAAUAAAAUAAAAACGGGAAAUUUCUUGAACAGAAAUCAGCUUUCUGUGUCAAUCAGCUUCGAACGAAUUUUUUGGAAAGAAACUAAACGUCUACAUGCUUCCACUAUAUAUGCAAUAAUUUUGUAAAUUUUUUCAUUAUUAAAAUUGCAGGUGAAACGUGUAUGCUGUUUGUGAUUUGCUACACCUGCAUAUUAUUCUAAUGUUUGAGGAACUCGAGCGCAAAGCUAUCUGUUUAUUGUGCAUUCAAAAAUUUCAAUAUUUUCUUGGUACUUUUAAAGUUAAUUAAAGGGCAAAUAUUUUUUUUUUUUUUUUGGUAAAGCCAUAAGCAAUUUAUUCGAAUAUUUUAUACACUGUAUACAUUAUUUUAAUAGCUGACGAAGGCCGAUAUUUAAUUAUAUAGUUAACUAAUUUCAAAAUCAGAAUUUAUACAAAAAAUAUAAUUUUUGAAAUUUACGAACGUUGGUGUUCUUACUUUUGGUGUUUGUCAAAAAAAGAUAUAGGAAUACUGAAUUUUGGAUUUUUGUAUGCCAUUAAUUAUAGAAACGUGAAAAAGUUAAUUGCCAUUUUAUCUGCAUAUUUCUUAAUAUUUGAAUUAAGUUUUCGAAAAUAUUCAUAAUUUAAUCUUAUUUAAAAUGUAGUAUUUUAAUAGAACUAUUAAGGUAUGCGUUAUUUAUUCAAUGUAACGAAUGUUUUAGCAAUUUUGGCAUAAUGUUCAAUAACUGAAGCUGAAAGGUUUCAUAUAAAAGGUUUCUAAUUUUCAACUGAAUUGAAUUACCUACGAUUAAAAUGAAUUAUGAUAUUUUCAAAACAAGUACCUAUAAAAAAUAUUCGAAUUGUUGUGAUCAUUGCACUUAGACAAUCAGGACUAAUCGAGCAAAAUGCAGCGCCUCUCUGAUGUAAUAAAUAAAUGACUUCAAUUUUCGAAUAGAUUUGAUCUUAUGGCUUUAGCAAUCAAUAUAUUCAGUCUAUUUCUUUUAAUGCGUAAAAUAUGAAUUUAUGUCAUUAUUUAUUUCUUGUUCAAUUUGAUCAGUGUAGCAUAGGAUAUGAGUAUUGGAAAAAUGUUUCGCAAAUGUUCCGUUUGAUAAAGCAAAGAAAAACUGUAAAAGAAAAAAAAAAAAAAAAUUACGUGUAAAAUGUCGCGAAGCGAUAUGAUUUGCUGCUUACAUUUGUUGUACUUGCAUGGAAACAGCGCAUGUUGUCUUUGACUUGUAUGCUUUACAUUUUUGUUUGUUUCGCUGUAUAAAAUGAUUGCAAAAAUUGUUGUGAUGUGUAAAAUAAAACUAUUAACUGAUGAGAGUGUUGUUUUUUAAAAAAAAUUAAUGAUUAAUGAAUAAUUUAAAAAGUGUGUUAAAAAGCGGAGAAAAUGUAGCUCCUACAAUCCCAGUGUUGAUAAAUGUGACGUCUUUGUUCUGUGUCAAUGAAAAAAAAUAAAAUAAUAAUAAAAAAAAAUGUGUUCCAUUUUCUCGCUUAUUUGCGGGGGAAAAUAAACUAUGUAAAAUCCGA